This is a messenger RNA of Doryrhamphus excisus (bluestripe pipefish), 5469 nucleotides long. The record is from RefSeq and is a predicted model, not a curated record. NCBI's taxonomy places the organism in Eukaryota, Metazoa, Chordata, Actinopteri, Syngnathiformes, Syngnathidae.
CCCCCCCCCCCCCCCCCCCCCCCCACUUUACAGACAGCCAUAUUUAAAUGACCUCAGGCAGUUAGUUCACCUGUAAAGUGUUGGCUAAUGGCGUGCUACUCUGGGUUUCAUCCUAUGUAACCUCAAAAAAAAAAAAAACUUAUAUCCUCUAGUUCAGGGUUUCCCAAACUUAUUAAAAAAAUGGAUUUUUGAAGUGAAUUUUUUUUUUCAAUUUAAUGACACACCUUAGUGGGGAAAAAACUGAAUUUCUGGAGCAUAUUUUGUCUAAUAAUUUCAAUUUCCCCUCUAAAAAGAUGUUUUUUCUUCAUUUUUCUCAAGCUGCUACACCUCCUUUCAAGUCUAACGUAUCGCUACUAUGAACUAAAUUGCCAACACGUACUGUACAGUAUGUAUUUUUCCACUCACUGCCCUCUGGAACGUCGUGUUUACAGGGCGAAAGUCCACCCUUCCAUUCUUAACAGCUGUGAAAUGAGUCUAGGGGUCUCCAGGACAGUUUACAAUUGAGUUCAAACUAGGCUAGUAGGCUAGGUAUAAACGAGUGUGCUACGUCUCUGUGGUAGCUGUUGCCGUAUGUGUCUAAAAGAGUGGGAAAAUAUUCCAUUCCGAACAGCAGCCUCGCAUGACGUUCACCUCAAAAACGUAGCAUUAGUUAGCAUUGUUCGCUAGCGACGGGACGCUGAUAUGCUAAUAUACAAACAAAGCUUUUAUUUAUCAAAAAAAUUUUAAAAAAAUUCUAAAAGUAGGGAUACUGCAAUGGCGUAUUAGGGCUACGAAAAAAAGUCGUAAUUUACGAUAAAAAAAAGUCCUAAUACUAGCUUAUAACUAAAGGUGACAUAAGUUCCGCCUUUUCUUAGCUGUCUCAUCCAGUGCCUGUUAUUAAAAUAAUCUGACAUUUUCAUAAUAAAGUUGUACGUUUACGACACUACAGUCAUAAGGUUACGAGAAAACUCUGAACAUUAUGUUCUCGUAAAGUUACUACUUUAUUCUCGUACAUUUAUGACUUUUUUUUUCCCCAUCAUAAUUGUACGACUUUAUUCUCCUAAUAUUACGACCACAUUUUCUCGUGAAUUUACAUCAUUAUUCACAUAAUUGACCGACUUUUUUCUUUUAGAUUUAUAUUAUUCUCGUAAGUGUAUUUAUUUUUCUCGUUAAUGUACGAUUUUAUUCUCUUUAUGUUCCUACUUUUUUCUUGAGAAUUGGCAACUUUAUUCUUAUAUUAUGACUUUCUCAUAAAGUAAAAAAAAAAUUCUCACUUACAAAUUUUUCUUUAUUGUAAUGCGUUUUUUUAUUAUUCUAAUUUAGCAACUUUUUUCUCGUACAUGUACGACUUUAUUCUUGUAAUAUUACUACUUUUUUUUCCUCGUAAUUUUGUACAGCAUUUUUUGCUUUUAAAUUUAGGACUUUGUUCUUGUUAAUUUCCACUUUUUUUUUCUCUCGUAACGGUACAAAUUUUUUUUUCUCCUAAAGUGACAACUUAAUUCUCGUAAUAUUACGAAUUUACAACAGUUUUUUCAGAAAUUGACACGUCUGGUUUCGUAAAUUUGGGACUUUUUUCUCAAAGUUACAACUGUAUUCUCAUACGAUGCAGUUUUUUUCUUGUAAAUGUACAACUUUAUUUUCGUAAAGUUACAGUACUACUUUUUCUCGUAAAUGUACGAGUUUUUUUUUUUGUUUUUUUGUUUUUUUUCCAAAAAGUUCCGACUUUAUUUUUUUCCUCUAAACUUUAUGACCCUAAUACGCCGUCGUAUGUCACGGGCUAACAUUCUUGAGUUAACAUUUGAAAAAAAAAAAUUUUUUUUAUUUUUCUCAAGCUGCUACUCCUGUGGUUCAUCACACUUGUAAAGCCGGUGCUGUGACUUUGAAGAACAAAAAUCUUGACCUUGGCUCAAUGUGGGGUUGCAUGUCAAAGUAACAGGAAUAAGUUUGGGAAGCCCUGUUCCAUUAUAAGGUAGGAUCAAGCCAAAUAAACCCUUCAUUCUGCGUUUUGUUCCACUUGCUUGGUAGCUUUUCAGGCCCGGAAAGAACCUUUCUUAAGUACACUAAAUGAUCAUAAUAAUGAUGAUGAUGUCACUUCAACAGGGUCCAAUAUCCAAGACAGAAUGUAUUGUACACAUCCAAGGCCUAACACUUUUGUGGGUUUAAGCCGUGCUUUAUACUCAACACAGGAAGUCGCCUGUCAAAAUUCCUUUCAAUACAAAAAAAAAAAUCCACUCCAACUCCGUAGGUAUUUUUAGCGCUCGUACCGAAAGACGUAUAUAUAAGAUUUUAUGGAAAAGUGUUUUUUUUUUUUUUUUAAUUGUAAAACAGGCCUUUUUCAGCCAUUUUACACCAUUUUAAGCCACGCUUGUUGCAAAAUUUUUCCAAAGAUUGUUAACGUUUUGAGAAGCCAUGAUGUGCAGGUUGCAUUUAUAAGGACAGAUUUUCAUUUUAGUAUGAUUUUAAGAAAAAAAAAAAAACAAAUUUUCCUCCUGAAUUUCACUUUCAAAGCCCUUUUGUAUCGUCUGCCAGUUUCUUAGAGCUAAAAUGCAACCUUAAAAAUGCUAAAAAGUAAAAAAAAAAAAAAAACUAGCAUAAUGCCUUAGAUCUUGUGCGUUUUUUCGCUCUUGUACAUUAUAUAUGGCCGUGUGUAUUAUAUUUGUAUAAUGACUUGUACAAUACUAACUAACCACCAUUCAUCCCUUCAUUGCUUUCUAUAAGGAUUCCUGCACUACGUCAUAUUAUUAUUAUUAUUAUUAUGGACUUUCUGAGACUUUGUUUUUUUUGGAAUCACACUGUACCCCCACUUCCCACCCUGGCGCAUUUGUACCCCAAGAGUGUGUGUAUGUGUGUGUGUGUGAGAGAGACAUAGAGAGGGUGAGAGCGCGUUUUAUGCAAAUUAGAUAAAGAAAAACAAACCCAGUUAUGCAAGUUGUGAACUAAUAUGGCUUCGCUGAUGCUAUUUGCCUUGUAAAUAAAGAAUUCUGUUAUUGCAAUAAUGUCAUGGAGUGUAUCUUUUCACACACACACACACACACACACACACACACAGUACAUAAAAAGCUAAUACUGUGCUAAUGUAUGUAAUGUAUUUUAAGCCCUAAGAGCUAACAUUUGUGUUCCUGUGAGGUAAAAAAAAGGGGUUAGAGAUAACAUCUCACCCAAAUGAAGGGAUUGUGUGUGUGUGGGGAGUGGGGGGGGGGGGGGUCAUAUGGAAAUGUGGAGGUUAACCGGGUGGGUUGUCCCUGCAGAGAAAAGAAAGAAAGAAAGAAAAGAGAGAGAACAAGGCUGUUAUUGAGAUGCAUGAGGUCCAUCCGUCCGUUCGUCCGUCCUCUAUAGGAGCCAAUAGGAAGAAGGCUGCAAGGAAUGGAAGCAUCCUUCCUUCCUCGGCUUGACGUCUUGUCUUCACUCAGCGUGUUUACCCUCACAUGACCGCAGCACUCCGGUCCAGUUGAGUGCAGAGCGGGAGAAGAUCCGUGUAGUGUCGUGUGGAUAUGACUGCUAACUUCUCUGUGGAACAUCUCUAACUCAUACAAGGACUCUCCAAAGACAUGCUGAAGACAAGUCCCCCCCGGGGCUUCUACCCGAGUCCUCACCCCCACCACCACCACCACCACCACCCGUACAUGGACCUCUUCCCCCCGACUCACAACCUCCUCAAGUCCACCUCCUCCCUCGCUCUCAACCCUUUCCUCAACCACCACCAACACUUCCAGCAACCCCAGCAUCACCACCACGUGCUCCCCGCUCCGGGACUCCCCUUCCUCGGCCACUUCGUGCAGGGACACACGCUGUGCUCCUCCAAGCCGGAGGACCUGGCAGCGGUGGUGACGGAGCACGCUGCGGGUCCUCUGUCGUCGGACUUCAGCAGUCCGUCCAGCGGGAGGUCGUCCUGCACGUCCACGUCGCCUCCGAAAACAGCCCAGAUUCAGACGUCCUCCCCGGGGAAAGGACGCUUUAACUUCAGCGAGGAUGACUUGUUCACGGUGUUGUAUGGCUACUCUGGAGGGCAGGGGCGGCACGCCAUAUCAGGGGUCUGCCUACCCGAUAAAACAGACUCUAACAUCCUACCUCUUGAUAAGGACACUUUGGACCUUCCUAAGGGUCUAAGCAUCAUGCAGGCUGCUUGGGGGAACGUGUCCCACUGUGGAGUCUUCACAGACAAGACCAGCAUCCCCAAGGGGACGCGCUUUGGUCCCUUUCAAGGAAAACUGGUCAACACCAGUGAGAUCAAAACAUAUGAUGACAACACUCUCAUGUGGGAGGUGUUUGAGAAUGGACGUUUGAGUCACUUUGUGGAUGGAAGAGGAGGUACUGGCAACUGGAUGUCGUUGGUGAAGUGUGCAAGGUUCCCGGAGGAGCAGAAUCUCAUUGCAGUGCAGCUCCAGGGUCAGAUCUUCUAUGAAGCCUGCAAGGAGAUUAAAGCCAAGCAGGAGCUUCUGGUGUGGUACGGAGACUGCUACAUGCAAUUUCUCGGCAUUCCGCUCACCCUGAGGGACUCCGGAGACGACAACAGCAGGGUUCCUCCCACUGAAGACGCCGGUGAUGGCUUCAAGUGCGACAGGUGCGGCAAGGUGUUCGCCUACAAGUACUACAGGGACAAACACCUCAAGUACACACGCUGCGUGGACCAAGGGGACAGGAAGUUCCCUUGCCACCUCUGCAACAGAUCCUUCGAGAAGAGGGACAGGCUGAGGAUCCACAUCUUGCACGUUCACGAGAAGCACAGACCUCACAAGUGCACGGUGUGUGGAAAGAGUUUUUCUCAGUCGUCCAGCCUCAACAAACAUAUGCGAGUUCACUCCGGCGAACGCCCAUACAAAUGUGUAUACUGCAAUAAGGCCUUCACGGCCUCCAGUAUUUUGCGCACGCAUAUCAGGCAGCACUCCGGAGAGCGGCCGUUCAAGUGCAAGCACUGCGGGAAGGCCUUCGCCUCCCACGCCGCCCACGACAGCCACGUCCGGCGGACUCACGCCAGGGACAAGCCGUUCCCCUGCGACCUGUGCGGGGCCUCCUUCCAGGAAGAGCACCAACUACAUAGCCAUGCCAAAAGCCAUUCAAAGGGGCAGGUCUUGGACACAACAAUUCUUUCUCCAAAGAAUGGAUCUGUUGAAGAAUCGAUUUUGGACAACCAAAAGAGUCAAAGAAACACCGGACAAAACUUCCCUUACACUGGAUUGACGGUUUUAAAUGCAGAAUAUCGACCAUGGAACUAAAAAUAUACAAAGAAAUUGAAUGAAAAUGUUAAUUUAUGACGACUUUAUUGUACAGACCUUUCUAGUCAGGCGGUGUCUAUUUAUAUACAUUUGUUGUGUGUUGUGCAUCCCUAUUAUUAUUAUUAUUAUUAUUUGGGUUUUUGCAAUAAGUAACCAAAGCUUUUUGUAUUACGGCAUCAUAUUUGUGUAUAAAAUGUUCUAAUUUAUAGCUUUGCAAUUGAAAGUGUCCUCGUUUAUUUAUAAAAGACGUUUUUUGACAAGUAAUGAAUAAAACAAU